Messenger RNA from Insectozyma verbasci, 849 nucleotides. Lineage: Eukaryota; Fungi; Ascomycota; Pichiomycetes; Serinales; Debaryomycetaceae. The record is from the annotation of a GenBank genome assembly.
AUGUCAGACAGAGAAGCUUUAAAAUUAUUCUCAAGACAAGCUGUUUCACAAGAUAUGAUCAACUUUUUAGUUGCCACUACAAAUUCAAUAAUACAAGUUAAACCAAGAUCAAUCGAAAGGGCAGGUAAUUAUAAUUCCAAUACAUCAACUACUAAAAUUUUAUCAAUAAAUCCAACUAUAUCAUUAACGCAAUUUAUAAAGAAUUUGAUUAAAUAUUCUAAUGUUCAAACUCCUACUUUAAUGGCUACUUUAAUUUAUCUUAAUAAAUUGAGAAAUUUAUUACCUGCUAAUGCCGUUGGUAUGGAAACAACAAGACAUCGUAUAUUUUUGUCUGCAUUGAUAGUCGCAGCUAAAUCAUUAAAUGAUUCAAGUCCAUUGAAUAAACAUUGGACUAAAUAUACUGAUGGUUUAUUAAGUUUGCAAGAAAUUAAUUUAGCUGAAACAGAGUUGAUCAACUUGUUAAAUUGGAAUAUCACAAUCAAGGAGCAAGACUUGAUAUUGACAUUACAACCAUUCUUGAUUGGUAUAAAGACUAACUUGUUACAAAAACAAGAACUCGAUUCACUUACAAGAAUCAAUUAUUACAAAUUAUCAUCAAAGAAAUCAUUUUCAACUUAUUCAUUAGCUGGUUCAUCUUCAUACCAAUCUAUAAAUUCAAAUUUAUCGUUAAGUCAAUCCAUAUCGUCAAACUCAUUAUAUGAUGAAGAUCCACCAAAAUCAGCAUCUUCAACUUCUAUAAGUAAAAGAAUUCCAUUAUCAAAUAAAUCAAAUAUAUCUUCAGUUGAACCAAUAAAGAAGAAAAAAUCAAUGAUGAAUUUACUCAGUUCAUCAACUAGAAUACUAGCUUAA